Colletotrichum karsti is the source of this 561-nucleotide messenger RNA. RefSeq names its product CFEM domain-containing protein. Bases 1 to 561 code for a protein of 186 amino acids. The transcript is spliced from 3 exons. The record is from RefSeq and is a predicted model, not a curated record. NCBI's taxonomy places the organism in Eukaryota, Fungi, Ascomycota, Sordariomycetes, Glomerellales, Glomerellaceae.
AUGUGCCGCCCCCUUUCCCUGUACUGGUUGGGGUGGAACACGGACCAUAGCAACGUCUGCUUUGACUUUAACAAGCUCAUCGUGACGCAUGCCUUCAUCAACAUCGUACUAGAUGUCUGGAUGCUCAUUCUCCCACUCACUCAGUUGUAUGGGCUGAACCUCAUUCUGCGAAAGAAGAUUGGAGUUAUGCUAAUGUUCAGCGUUGGCCUUUUUAUCACUGCUGUCAGCGCUAUACGAAUCUCUACAAUGCUGCACUUCACAAAAUCCAGCAAUGUGACCUCUGAGUCCCUCUGGGUCUACGUAUGGACCUUCACUGAGCUCUGUGUUGGCGUUUUUGCCGCCUGCAUGCCCAAUGCUGGUCACUUAUGGAGAACAAUAUUCGGAAAACGGGCAGUUCAGCCUAUCGAGUCGAAAGCUGGCCGAAACGUUGUCUAUGAGACAGAAAUGGUGACAUUACAGUCAACAAAAACACAAAAGGAGAGGGAAAAUUCUGUCGUGUCUGGUACGGAGACAUCAACAUCAGUCCUCGUGGUACCGCAGUCUUGCCAUUCCGCAGUGUAA